AUGUCCAACGGCUUCCUUUUAGUGAAAGAUUCCCGCACUACUCAAGAAUAUAGGGCCCCAAUACAGCGAAUCUCGGUCAUUGCAACAGCUUUCAAAGAUAUCAAAGCUCCCCAAUCUAGUGGGAAUAGAGCAGAUAAAGCAGGCAGUGGGUUGAGAGUGCAUGACCCCGGCCUCUUCAAUACAACAGUGAUGGAAACAGGUACGAAAUACCCAAAACCUGUACAGAAGGAAUCUUUACGCAGGGCAUUACUAGCGGCUAUGCUAGAGGUUCCCAAAACUGUUUUCGAAAUAGUGUCGACCUUUCCGUAA
Molecule: messenger RNA, 309 nt
Organism: Bipolaris sorokiniana ND90Pr
Lineage: Eukaryota; Fungi; Ascomycota; Dothideomycetes; Pleosporales; Pleosporaceae
Exons: 2
Coding region: 1-309 (102 amino acids)
Source: RefSeq, a predicted model, not a curated record